This is a messenger RNA of Cylicocyclus nassatus, 210 nucleotides long. The record is from the annotation of a GenBank genome assembly. NCBI's taxonomy places the organism in Eukaryota, Metazoa, Nematoda, Chromadorea, Rhabditida, Strongylidae.
AUGUGGGAAGAGAUCCGUUUCUCUGAGUGGUAUACGUACCGCUUUGUUUUACCAGAAGUAGAAUUCAGUGAUUUCGCCUACAGCGAAAUCAAGGGGAGCCGUGUGGCGGAGUGCGUGAGCAAUGUCCGCAGCCGAUGCAAACUUCGGAUUUGGCAAAGCCCUAUACCAAUGGGUAGCAUUUGGAAGCAGACCAUAGCAACGUCAAAUUGA